Biomphalaria glabrata is the source of this 3143-nucleotide messenger RNA. RefSeq lists its product as uncharacterized. Bases 64 to 2166 code for a protein of 700 amino acids. Gene Ontology annotation, cellular component: cytoplasm. Gene Ontology annotation, molecular function: zinc ion binding; ubiquitin-protein transferase activity. The transcript is spliced from 13 exons. The record is from RefSeq and is a predicted model, not a curated record. Lineage: Eukaryota; Metazoa; Mollusca; Gastropoda; Planorbidae. Gene Ontology annotation, biological process: protein ubiquitination.
GAAAGAGUAAAGCAGGAGCGCUACAUUCUUAACGCUAGACAGAAGUUCGAACCUACUCCCACCAUGAAGCCUGGUAUUCGAGUGGUGAGGGGACCCGACUGGACUUACGAAGAUCAGGACGGAGGUGAAGGUCAUGUGGGCACUGUAGUGCAGGUCCCAGGGAAGGACGACUCUUCAACUCCUGAUAAACAUGUCACAGUUUUGUGGGACAAUGGAAACAGACAUCAGUACAGGGCGGGUGCUGAAAACGCCUAUGAUCUCCAUGUUUUCGACAACGCCACUGCAGGAGUUACUCAUCCUAUCAUCUGCAACGGAUGUAAAGACAUUGGAAUGAAAGGGUUACGAUGGAAGUGUAACAGCUGUGAAAAUUACGACCUAUGUAACAAAUGUUACGGAACAGAUCAACACGAACUGAGUCAUCAGUUCAGCAGAUAUGACACACGGGCCUCCAACGGAAUAUUAGUUCCAGCACGAAGCCAAAGUCAAGAUGAUAAAAUUAGAGCCAUGGGAAUUUUUACUGGAGCAACAGUUUGCAGAGGCUCUGAUUGGAAAUGGGAGGACCAGGACGGCGGUGAAGGUCAACAAGGGAUUGUCAAGGAGGAUGGGAAACCACCUUAUCGUUCAUUGGUCAUAGUACAGUGGGCGUCUGGUAAAAAAGCAGACUAUCGAGUAGGGGCUGAUGGGAACGUUGACCUCAAAUGUCUAGCCCCAGCAUCAGGUGGAUAUUACUAUAAGAGUCACCUUCCAGCAUUAGGCAAAACAGAGGUAUGUGCAGGCAAGGAAGGAGCAGAGUCAUUUCUAGAAAUGAUGCAAGAGCUGGGAUCUUCCAUGUUUAAUCCCCUCAGGGGAGAUGAGCUGGCAUCAUCCUUGUUCAAUCCACUGAGAGGUUUGGAAUUGAUGAGUAAAUUGUCAGAGAAAAAGGUUACAUCUUCUGGGUUCUCUGAAAUACGUAAAGGCAUGAGAGUGGUCAGGGGACCUGACUGGAAAUGGAAAGAUCAGGACGGGGGAGAAGGCCACAUAGGAAUUGUCAAGAAGGUCAUCCGAUUACCCCAGAAGAGUUCAGUGAAAGUGAUUUGGGAGUCAGGUGACUCAAAUAUUUACCGAGCUGGAUCCGAUGAUUGCUAUGAUCUUCUGGUCUACGACAGCGCACCUAGCGGUAUCAAACAUCUGAAUGUUAUGUGCGAUGAGUGUAAACAGGAACCUAUUUAUGGCGCGCGCUGGAAGUGUGCUGACUGCGACAACUUUGACCUGUGCACAGCCUGUUACAACAUGGACAAACAUGACCUAACACACGCCUUUCUGCGGAUGGAUAAGCAAUCCUCCAGAGCAGUGCCAGUACCAAAGCGUUGUGAGAGUGUUAAAGUGACAGCGAAAGGAAUAUUUGAAGGUGCUCAAGUCAAGCGUGGAAAGCACUGGAAAUGGGAUGAUGUGGAUGGUGGGAAAGAUAAGGAAGGUUUAGUGGUCAAGAUCAUCAAAUGGACCCCAGAGACACGCAGAAGUGGAGCAAUGGUCCAGUGGGAUGGGCCAUCACACAAACCUGUUGCGCAUCGGUUGGGACACAAAGGCAAGAUGGAUCUGAAGUUUUCCAAGCCCGUGGACGGUGGCCACUACUACAAAUCACAUUUGGCUCUCCUAGGUAAACGCGAGAAAGUUCCCCAAAAGUUCAAAGUUGGCGACAAGGUGAACAUCAUCAUCGAUGUGGAGGCUGUCAAAAGGAUGCAAGAAGAUCAUGGAGGCUGGAACGAAGGAAUGAUCAAAUAUAUGAAAAAAGUUGGUACGAUCAAGAGAGUCGAUGACUUUGGUGUUGUUAUCGUGAAAUACGAUGAUGAUAAAAAGUUGGUCUAUAAUCAGGAUGUUUUAAAUCUGGUCUGGCUAAACCCAGAGGUAAAGCAAGAGCCCACCAGUAGCCAAGAACAGACAACUCCAAGCAGCUCUCAGCGAGAUUCAGCGCCAUCUAGCUCUGUUGAUAAGAUGGACGAACGCGACAGCAGUAGUGAGCUAAAAGCAGUCCAGCCCCAGUGCAAGAUUUGUCUUAGCCGUGACGCUAGUGUAGCCUUUGUCCCUUGUGGUCAUCUGGUCAGCUGUCCUACAUGCGCCGAAGGAGUGGACAAAUGUCCAAUCUGCAGAGCAGACAUAAAACAAUGGCUUCGCACAUAUAUACAGUAAAGUGAAACAAAUAAAGUAUAGUCUCUUUUUAUUUAUAAUAAAUAUGAUUUAUAUUUACCAUCGGUUCAUAACAAUUCUAAGAGUUUAAAAUCAAUGCUACAUUUACCUCUCUGUUUUCAGAUGCAAUAGAAAAAUCUUCGAUAUUGUUGCUAUUAAUAUUAUCAAUUUCUUUUAAAUAUUUGUUGUUUUUAGUCCUUUUUUUUUCUUGUUUUUAUUUCUUGUUUUGUUUUACUACUUUUUUAUAGUGUUAUGUAAUUAUUAUAUAAUCUAAUUAGUUCGGCCAUCCUUAUUUAAUGAUGAUCAUAAAGUGAAAUACACUUAGAUAUUGAUUGAAGGGAAGAGGAGUCGCGGAUCACUCUAUCUUUUUUAUUCUAAAUCUCUUCUUUUUUCGAAAUUUCAAAUAAAAAAUUACUCAUAUAAAGUAUUGAGGGCGCGGUAGCUGAGCGGUAAAGCGCUUGGCUUCUGUACUGACGGUCCCAGGUUCGAAUCCUGGUAAAGACUGGGAUUUUUAUGUUGUGAUUUUCGGGCGCCCUUGAGUCCACCCAGCUCUAAUGGGUACCUGACAUUUGUUGGAAAAGUAAAGGCGGUUGGUCGUUGUGCUGGCCACAUGACACCCACGUUAACCGUUGGCCACAGAAUCAGAUGACCUUUAUAUCAUCUGACCUAUAGACCACAAGGUCUGAAAGAGGAACUUUUUUUUAAAUAUGAAGUAUUAAUAUAAUUAUUUAUCUUAUAGAAGACAAAAUGUCCUAUUGUUUUUCUGUUAUUUUUUUUCAAAUGUUAGGUUGCAAAAUUAUUUUUAUAUCAACAAAAGUUUUCUUAAUAUUCAAUCUUUACAUCUAGAUUAUACUUUCAUCCUUGAAUAUUUUUAUUUUGUAAUAUAGGAACUUGUUAAAUGUUUAUUGUUUUUAUGCCAUUUAUAUUAUUUAUGUAGAAUAAAGAUUUUUUAAAGAAUAAAAUAUGCGAAAAUUGCUUCA